Messenger RNA from Cannabis sativa, 2396 nucleotides. Its product is annotated as L-type lectin-domain containing receptor kinase IV.1. The transcript has a single exon. The record is from RefSeq and is a predicted model, not a curated record. Gene Ontology annotation, biological process: protein phosphorylation. Bases 106 to 2169 code for a protein of 687 amino acids. Gene Ontology annotation, cellular component: plasma membrane. NCBI's taxonomy places the organism in Eukaryota, Viridiplantae, Streptophyta, Magnoliopsida, Rosales, Cannabaceae. Gene Ontology annotation, molecular function: ATP binding; carbohydrate binding; protein kinase activity.
UCAAAAAAUAAAUAAAUAAUUAAAUAAAAUUUUGUUUCCGAAAGCAUAAUAUAGUUUGUAUCAAAUUCAAAAGGUCUUUAAUUAAGGCAAAGUGAAUACAGAGCCAUGUUUCCUAAGCUUCCGAUAUUUCUUCUCUUAGUAUCAACAUUAGUUCCACUUCCACAAGCAUUAUCCCAAGCUCAACCCAAUAAUCUGAGUUUUGUCUUCAAUGGAUUCAAGUCAGGCGACCUUGUACUCGACGGGAUAGCUGAAAUAACCUCAAAUGGCCUGUUAAAGCUCACAAACGACACAACACAGAAAGCGGGUCAUGCUUUCUUUCCCAACCCAGUAACAUUCAAGGCAACACCAAACGGCACCGUUUCUUCCUUCUCUACUACAUUCGUCUUCGCCAUCAGAAAACCGUACCCGGAUUUGAGCGGCCACGGCAUCGUUUUCGUGAUUGCUCCGACGAGAGGUCUUCCUGGGGCUCUUCCUAGCCAGUACCUUGGCCUUUUUAACGAAUCCAACAACGGCAACGCCACGAACAGAGUUGUAGGAGUCGAGCUCGAUACCAUUCAAAGCACUGAGUUCAAUGACAUCAACGCCAAUCAUGUUGGGAUUGAUAUUAACGAUUUAGCCUCCGUUAAAUCUGAGCCGGCUAGUUAUUUUGACGAAAGAAAAGGUGGGUUUACCAACUUAUCGCUUAUAAGUGGUAAAUCGAUGAGAGUGUGGGUCGAUUAUGACGGUGUUAAGAAGCAGAUGAACGUGACUUUAGCUCCGUCUGAAGGUCUCAAACCCCAGAAACCUCUUUUGUCUUUGACGGAAGAUCUUUCCCCAUUUAUGAAAGACACCAUGUAUAUUGGUUUUUCUUCAUCAACAGGCUCUAUUAUUAGUAAUCACUAUGUUCUGGGCUGGAGCUUUAAGAUUAAUGGCCAAGCUCAAGAACUUGACUUGUCCAAACUCCCAAAGUUACCAAGGGUCGGACCAAAACCAAAAUCUAAGCUUAUGACAAUUGGGUUACCAGUGAUGUUGACUAGCUUGGUGGCUUUAGUGAUCUUAAGCUUAGUUCAUUUUAUCAAAAGAAAGAGAAAAUUUGCUGAGCUAAUUGAAGAUUGGGAGUCCGAAUAUGGACCCCAUAGGUACAAAUACAAAGAUUUGUAUAUGGCCACCAAGGGUUUCAAGGACAAAGGUUUAUUGGGCGCAGGAGGAUUUGGCAGUGUCUAUAAAGGAGUAUUACCAUCAAAAACAGAGAUUGCUGUCAAAAGAGUCUCUCACGAAUCAAGACAGGGUAUGAGAGAAUUCGUUGCUGAAAUCGCCAGUCUUGGCCGGCUCCGGCACAGGAAUGUUGUACAGCUUUUGGGCUAUUGUCGCCGGAAAGGUGAACUUCUUUUAGUCUACGAUUACAUGCCUAAUGGCAGCCUAGACAAGUAUCUAUAUGACAACCCAAAAACGACACUAAAUUGGAGCCAAAGAUUUCGAGUCAUAAAGGGAGUUGCCUCCGGGCUAUGCUAUCUUCACCAUCAAUGGGAACAAGUAGUCAUUCACCGUGACGUGAAAGCCAGUAACGUGUUACUUGAUGGGGAGUUAAACGGUCGAUUAGGAGACUUCGGUUUAGCUAGACUGUACCACCAUGGAAGCGAUCCACAAACAACCAGGGUUGUUGGAACACUCGGGUACCUUGCUCCGGAGCACACCAGAACCGGAAAGGCCACACCUAACGCUGAUGUCUUCUCAUUCGGAGCUUUCUUGCUAGAAGUAGCGUGCGGACGACGACCCAUUGAAGGGAGUAGAACAGAGACAGGGGAGGAGCUUAUACUGGUGGACUGGGUUUUCUCUUGUUGGUGCAGAGGAAACAUUAUGGAGGCCAUGGAUUCGAAUCUAAUAGAAUUAGAUUCUACUGAAGCUGGACUGGUAUUAGAAGAGGAAGUAGAGUUGGUAUUGAAACUUGGGUUGUUGUGCUCACAUUCAGAACCGAGGAUGAGACCGACCAUGAGGCAAGUGGUGUCCUUUUUAGAGAGAGAUGCACCGUUGCCAGACCUGUCGACAACAGGGCUGACCGCAGCGGGGUUGACUUUCGGGCAAAAAGAAGGGUUUGAUGACUUUGCCAUGUCGUAUCCGUCGUCUAUGGCGUUUCACUCUCAUGUGUCCACAGCUUCUGUGGCUGAGUCUCUUCUCUCUAGUGGCCGCUGAGCUGAAUCCGAGUUCCGAGUUGAGUUCUAGCGCGUGAACUGUGACUCUGACGUGCGUGAACUUAUUUUGGUUAUCUGUUAGAAACCUGUACAUUUUGUUGCUUUGUUGCCAUAAUUGUACGAAGAUAUAAUGAUACUUACACAUGUUUAGUUUAAUUAUUUUUGUUGUAUAAAAUUAGAAAUGUAAUCGUGUUGCUACUUUCUGUAAAAGUAUUUAUUUUCCCUGUC